UCUACAUAAUGCUGUUCGUUAUCCAGUUUACUUUGCUGGUUGUGGUGAUUAAGCAGGCUUCUGGUCAAACCUGUCUUUCUAAUGAGUCAAAGGAUGACUUUGACAAGUCACGGAAAGCAUUGACAGAUGUACAGGAAAAUAUCGGAAAAGUUCUGAACAAACUUGAAAACGACAAUAAAAAGACACUAGACAUGUUUAAAGAAACUCUUAACACUAUGGGACAAAAGAUAAAGAAACUCGACACUGAUUUUAAAGUCCUUGGAAAAGAUUUUCGUAAAACAAAAUGGCACAAAUAUAAAGGUCACUGUUACUAUUACAGUGCCGACGCAACAGAUUGGUUUACAGCAGAAAGAAAAUGUAGAGAAAUUGGAGGAUAUAUUGUCAAAAUUGAUGGCGAAAAAGAAAACAGUAACAUUGCAGCCAAUAGAGCUAACAACGGUCAUAACUAUUGGAUUGGCGUGAUAGAUCUCAAAGAAGGAAUAUGGCGCUGGACAUAUGACCAGUCGAAAGCUGUGUUUACAAAGUGGUAUCCUGGUUAUGGUGCCAAAGGCACAGGCAGUAAUUGUGUGCAAUUACAUGGUAGAAGAACAGAUUGGUAUGACUAUGACUGUCAUCACAAAGCUCAAUACAUUUGUGAAAGUAAUUUCUGUUUUUGAUUGAGUCAUCGAAGAAGAGAAAAUCUCGAUAAAAAGAAAAUACUGAAGACCUUAGCCCAAAGUGUUGAAUUAAAUUAAAUAAAUCAUUUUCUAUCAA
Molecule: messenger RNA, 753 nt
Organism: Mytilus trossulus (common blue mussel)
Lineage: Eukaryota; Metazoa; Mollusca; Bivalvia; Mytilida; Mytilidae
Product: perlucin-like protein
Exons: 5
Coding region: 9-656 (215 amino acids)
Molecular function (GO): signaling receptor activity
Source: RefSeq, a predicted model, not a curated record